Aspergillus nomiae NRRL 13137 is the source of this 2109-nucleotide messenger RNA. RefSeq names its product Zn(II)2Cys6 transcription factor. The transcript has 9 exons. Bases 1 to 2109 code for a protein of 702 amino acids. Gene Ontology annotation, molecular function: sequence-specific DNA binding; zinc ion binding; DNA-binding transcription factor activity, RNA polymerase II-specific. Lineage: Eukaryota; Fungi; Ascomycota; Eurotiomycetes; Eurotiales; Aspergillaceae. Gene Ontology annotation, biological process: positive regulation of transcription by RNA polymerase II; DNA-templated transcription. Gene Ontology annotation, cellular component: nucleus. The record is from RefSeq and is a predicted model, not a curated record.
AUGGCAACAGAGGUGCCAAUCCAACCCCGCAAGCUAAGGCGAACAGCGAACGCAUGCGUUGCUUGCCGUCAGAGCAAAAUCAAGUGCUCGGGCAAAGAGCCGUGCGCCAACUGCCAACGUCGUGCUGUAAAAUGCCGAUUUGUGGAAGGAAGCAACAAAAUCACAGUCACGGAAAGUUACCUACAGCAACUGCGACGCCAGGCGAAAGCGCACCAGAGUCCAACGGGCACCAAACGUUCUGCGGGUACAGCCUUUGGGUCUGUAGUCGAGGUCGACGAUGUGUCUGAAGAGCUGGCUUACCCUCCAAGGGAGGAACCAUCUUUACCCCCGAAAACGAUUGACCAUGCACGUAGCAUCUGGACAAGCCCGUUCACCUUACCCUCGAGAACCAUCAAGAAUACAUAUAAGAACAAACGCAACUGGAUUUGGCUAGCCCCUACGUCAGUGUGGUCUUUCACCGCGAGGCUUAGCGUUAUGUUGUCCGAGAAGCUGCAACUCGAAUCGCCCUACACAACCCCGAGCCAGCUCGACCAAGACAUAUAUCCACUCCGUUGGAAGCAGGCCACAGCUGAAGGGCCUCCUGAUAUUAGCGGCUUGCCUUCAGUUGAUCAUGCGCUUUAUUUAUUUGACACAGUUAAAUUCCAUCUUGGUGUGAAAUAUCGUUUCUUUGAUGAACGUACUUUCUUGGGACAUAUUCACGAAUUCUAUUAUGGAGAUGCCGCCCAGAAGGCUACUGAAUCGCGCCUUUGGUUCGUCCAGUUCCUACUUGUCCUGGCAUUUGGAAAUGCAUUUCUCUUGCAGUCAAGGAAUGCAAAAGACCCGCCUGGGUCGAAGUUCUUCGUACGGGCAAUGGCGCUUAUGCCAGACCACGCCUCCCUCUGGAAAGACAGCCUAUUGGCAAGUGAGACAUUGGCGCUGGCUGGGCUCUACUUAUAUUGUAUUGAUCAUCGAGAGUCAGCGCACGUCUAUGUCGGCCAAGCGAUACGAAUAGCUCAGUUGGAAGGUUUGCAUACCGAGCUUCCCGAAGAUGAGCUAGGUGCAGCGACAGUCACUCGGUGUCGCAAUCUCUGGUGGACCUUAUAUAUCAUGGAUCGCCAUCUCUCCUCAUCAUUAGGGCUACCGAUGACGACGCAGGAUAGCGACAUAACCACUUUGAUCGAUCCACCAAGCUCAUGUCCGCAGCGAGAUGUUACAUUAAGUCUGCAGGUCAGACUAUCACAUCUGCUCUCUUCUAUAUUGACCUCCAUUUACAAGAACGAGAAAACACAACUGGGAACCUUCUUGGAGACAACCAGAUCCAUUUUGCAUACAAUGGCUGGUCACGCGCAAGAAAUCGAAAGCAUCAUUCACAUGAAGAAUGAGAAUUCCGUAGAUACGAUGCCCAAAGGGACACGGCAUAUCACAUUGCUAUACCACCAGUGUGUCAUUGUUGCCACACGACCCCUGCUCCUCUCUGUGCUCAAGGAAAGACUAGAUAAGCUUGAUCAUGGAGAAGAAGAUUGGCAGAACUUUUUGGCUCCUACAAAGAGUCUAAUAUCAACGGGGAUCAAGUCAGCUGCCAAAACGCUGCAGAUCUUGACGCAUGAAGACAGUCUCCUGGAGGUCUUCCUUCCUUUUGACUUGGAAUUCACCUAUGCUGCUGCGAUUCACUUAGCGAUGGCAGAUACACUGUUUCCGCACUCUACUGAAGGCCAGAACUACAGUGAGGAAGUACAUGCGAUCCUUGACGAGAUGAUCUACAAAGGUAAUAGGUUGGCUGCGGUGCGGAAAGGCGAGCUGGCACAUCUAGAAACACUUUUCAAGGAUCUCGCAACACGGAUCGAGCGGCGUGGUUUGCAAACUUUAACAUUAUCCAGUCCAACGGAGAACGAGCAGCCCACGCCUUGCGACGGAGAAUAUCAAAUAGGGGGAUCAACGGUACAGACUGAGCCAAUCGAUGUGUCGUUGGUUAGAGACCCAAGCACUUCGCCUGAUGUUCUUCAUCACACGACCAGUGACAUAGAGUUCCUUGAAAAUAUCGGGAUCUCCUCGUAUGAGUUUUUCACCAUCGUCAACCAGAUUGGCAACUCGGACAACUAUAGCCUACUGGAUCCUGCGCAAGUUUGGUGA